Molecule: messenger RNA, 1330 nt
Organism: Lactuca sativa (garden lettuce)
Lineage: Eukaryota; Viridiplantae; Streptophyta; Magnoliopsida; Asterales; Asteraceae
Source: RefSeq, a predicted model, not a curated record
AAAAAUUAAAAAUGUAAUUUUCUCCUGUUUUGAUUUCGUUGCAUAACUUAUUUGUUUGGGAAAAUCGAAAACCUUCUUACAAUAAAAAGAUACUGAUUUUGUGCUUCUGGGUUCAUGGUGGAUUUUGAAGCACCUUCAUUCUCUUUAGGGCUUGAUUAUGACCUACUCGAUUCAGAGCCCCAAAUCACUUCUGUAAGUGAAGAUGAUGAUUAUGAAACUCUAAUUGUCGAUGAUUCGGAGCCUGAAUAUUCGGAUCCUCCUCCGAAGUCGAAGCGCCUCCAGCGUGUACUUACCGACGAUGUGACAACAUCAUCAACGGUUUCAGCCAAUCCUGAGGUGGAGUUGCGUUCCAGUGCGGUUGUUGAUGAUGAAGAUGAUAACGUGUUCUGUUCAAAGGAGGAUAUGCGUACUGAUGAACAUCAGCAUACACAAAACCAUGCUCUUUCCACCAGUUCAAAGUUACCAAACACGCCAGGAGUUUUGACUAGUCAACCAGGAAACAAAAGUCAAACUUUCCGUCGGAGACGACUUCUGUUGACUGUUUCUGACUCUGAUUCUGAUGAUCCUUCUGUCAGUGACAAUGUUAAUAAUAACAAAUGUAACAUAUCAGAAUCAAUUGAUUUAUCAACUACAGAAAGAGAAAGUCCAUGUGAAGAUUUCAAAUCAGAGAAAAGUUCAUUAAAUUUUGAUGACUCUCUUCCUCCUGCUGUUCAUUACUUUUUUCAUGAUGAUUUAAGGAUCCAAGAGCUUGUUCAAAGUCGCCUUCCUAAUUUUUUUCCUCUGUGUAAAAUUUCAAAUAGAGAGCUUGAGCAACCCAGCACAUCAGAAAUCGAUUACAUGGGUCAAUUUAAGUGUGGUGCAAGCUCAAAACAAGGUGUUAGAAAUAUUAAAGACAAGAAAAGCUCAAAAAGUAGGAGUAAAAAUUCAAGAAAAGAGAAUGUUGAAGAGACAUCACAAGGUUGGGUGAACCCAAAGCUUUGUGUUGAUAACAAGAUUAUAACAAAAGACACUCCUAAAAGAAAGACUCAUGCAGCUCAACAAUCUGCUGGAUAUUGGGUAACAGGUCAAGAUGGAAAAAGGGUUUAUGUUGGUAAAAGGGGUCAGGAGCUGACUGGACGAGUUGCUUACAUGCAGUACAAAAAGGAGAGUGGAUCAUGGUUUAAAAAGGCAAAGAGGAAAUCUGCUAAGAAGAAUAAAUGAAUUAAAUAGUGGUAAAUACAGUAAUCAAAAAGAGAAUGGAAUGGAAUGACAAAAUAGUGUUUGCUUGUCACAAAGGAACGGAAUGGAAUGGAAUAUAUCUUACGGAAUGCGAUUUCUUCUUUUGGGCUCA